Messenger RNA from Drosophila hydei, 3345 nucleotides. It is a transcript of the gene Dyro, whose product is annotated as GATA zinc finger domain-containing protein 7. The coding region runs from base 1277 to 2977 and encodes 566 amino acids. The record is from RefSeq and is a predicted model, not a curated record. The transcript is spliced from 4 exons. NCBI's taxonomy places the organism in Eukaryota, Metazoa, Arthropoda, Insecta, Diptera, Drosophilidae.
CCGCAUUCUAAGCUUUGGGUAAAGCUUAUGAUAUAGCGGUAAUGAUCUGUGCUAAAAGUGCUAAAACCACAGCAACAACGGGUAUGGAAGGUGUUUGUAGCGGUGGGCGGGGGCGUGGGGCGAGCACAAAACCAAGUGACAAACUUACGGCCAACAGCAGCAGCAGCAGCAACAAUAACAGCAGCAGCAACAGUAACAACAACAACAACAACAGCAACUGGCCCGUUUGGAGCAGCGCGCAUGCCACACACAGUUUAAAUAUGUGAAAUUAGUACAAAUCGUGAUUUCAACAGCGAACGACCGACGACGAACGACGAAGCGGCGAAAACAACAACGAACGUGUCGGGGGAUCGUAACGUCAACGUCGAGUGGCAACACCAGCAGCAGCAGCACCAGCAACGUCACGUCGCACGUAUGUAUUGCGGCAACAACAACAUGCAAUAAAACAGCUGAUAGCAGCAACAAAUAGAAAACCCAAAACAGUCAGCAGCAGCAACAACAAUAGCAAUAACAAUAACAACAAAGCGUCGCAUUAUCAAGCGAGCAACCAACAGGUCUCCGGGCAGAGCAGCCGCAACAACAACAUCUACAGCAGCAGCAGCAGCAGCUACGUCGAGCCGUUGAGUGAGCGAAAAAAAGCCCCCGCGUGCCGCUGCAACCAGCACACAUACACACACGUACAUACUUGCGCACAUGCUAGUCCGUACGUGUGCACACACCAAUACAAACAGCAAACACAGAGUCGCGCACACCUUUGCGUUGAUUUUGGACGAAACAGCGACGCACAGUGGUGCAGAAAGCUUGUGCGAGCAAAAGCUAAUUCCACGUGUUGUGUACCACUGUGCUUCGCACACUCGCGCGCUCUCUCGCACAAAGUGCAGCUGAGCUGCCGUUUGGCCGCCGCCGCCGCCACACUUGCCGCUGCCGUUACUGCUUCUGCUGCUGCUGCUGCUGCUGCUACGCUUCCUCUGCCACACAACCGCUAGCCGCGGCCGCCGCCGCCUCAGUCGAAAGUCAAAAGCAACGUGUUGUGGACGCUUAUUUUUUACGUCGCGUUGCGUUUUGCGUUGCGUUGCGUUUACCUUCUUUGCUACCUUCCUCUCUCUCUCUCACUCACACUGUCUCUCUCCGGCAGCCGCUUGCGCGCGCGCGCAUCCAUCCAACCCAACCGAACCGAACCGAACCAGCACCAUCCAACAAACCACCCACUGCACCACAACAGCAACAGCAAGCAGCAUCACCACUGCCUCCUUUAACAGUUAACUUUCUCCGCACGAUGUCCAGCAGUGGCGCCAGCGCAGCGCAGUACAAACUUGACGCCAACUCCAAUGCUAUCGCUUUGAUUGCUGCUGACGCCGCAGCGCUGCCGCCGUCGCCGUCGCCGUCCGCGUCGGCGCAGGCAUCGCCUGCGGACCGCAUUGAAUGGUCGCGCGCCACGAUAUUGGGCUUCAUCGAGGAUUAUCGACGGCAGCGCGUGCUCUGGGAUCCUAAUACCAAAGGCUACCACAUCAAACAGACAAAAUACGAGGCACUCAAGCUGCUCAGCCAGAAAUAUGGAACAGAAAUACGCUCAAUUCGCUCAAAAAUCAAAUCGCUCCGCUCCUCAUUCCAUCGUGAGCAUGGCAAGGUGAUCAACGGCCGCAGCCGAGGCGUUCACUAUCAGCCCAUGUGGUUUGCAUAUGAGGCUAUUCGAUUCAUAUUGGAUGGGGAACGGGACGCCGACACCUCUGGUAUGGAUGCCGUCGUUGACGGUGACGUAGAGCCGGCGGCGGCGGCAGCGCUGCUGGACUCGGAAGCAGCUGAUAAACUGACGCUGAUGCAUAGCCUAGAUUUGGAACAGCUGACAGCUGCUGCUGGCAAGCAACAGGUUGAGCAGCACGAAGACUUCGCUGCUCGCGUCGCUGCCGCAGUGGCUGCGGUGGCUGCGGCAGCAGCCGCGGCCAACGUCAGGGAACGGGAACACAAUAUGGAUGACGAUGCAGCGGCUUCGGAUGGCAAUUCCAAUGGCUGUGCGGGCAAUGGCAGCGGCAGCGACGCAACAGCAUCAUCAGCAGCGGCCGCUGCAGCCAUCUCAGCUGCUGUGACACGUUCCUCUUCCGAUUUGGACGGCGAGAGCUAUUGCAAUAUCAGCGCCGAAGAUGUGAAAACAGAAAUUAUCGAGCACGAACCGGAGCUGGGUAUGCUCGAGAGGCAGACGAGCACGCCGCUCUCCCUCUCAGCGAGCUACUGCAAACCCACGGAUCUGACAUAUAAUCCGCGCAAGCGUAAAGCGCAAAUGGAUGAGCUCGAUGGCUGUGAUGUCAGCGCUGGCGUGGGCGUUGGCAUUGUUGGGGGCGUGGUUGGGGCACUAACUCUGACGCCCAUCAAGUCGACAGGGCAGACGACAGCGCUACAGCAACAGCAUCAACAUCAGCAGCAGCAGCAACAGCAACAUCCACACAAUCAGAUCGCAUUUCAUACGCUGCAGCAACACUUUAGCCACAAUCUCAGCCAUAGCAGCCACAAUGGCAAUGGGCAUACACAACCGCAGCAGCUACAACAUCAGCAGCAACAACAACAACAACAUUCCAAUAACAUGGCACAAAAACGUGAUCGUGGUCGUGAUCUCUCCUGCUCGCCAACUCUGGCUAACAACAACAACAACAACAACAACAACAACAGCAACAAUAACAAUAGCAACAACAACAACAGCUCCUUAGAUCUGGCCACAACAGCCAGCAGCGGCGUAUCCAGCCUGACUGCCACGCCCCUCAAAAUGAACAACAACAGCAGCAGCAUGGCCGGCAGCAGCCAUGUGGAUGAAUAUGGGGUGUUUGGUGAGUACGUGGCCAUCACCAUAAGAAAACUGAAGACGUCCAAGUCGAAGAUAGUCGUGAAGCAUUUGAUCAACAAUUUGCUGUAUGAAGCGGAGCUGGGCAAAUAUGAUCAGGGCAUGCCGGCCUCCAAGGAGCCGCCACAGCUCUAUAAAAUGCAAUAGACAGCCAGAAAGGAAGCGAGAGAGUGGGAGUGGGAGUGGGCGUGGGAGCAGUCAAAAGUCCGGCAACUUGUAGUUAAGGAAGAAAGAGAAAGGGAGAAAACGCACUAGUCAGCAAAUAAGAGCAACAAGAGCCAACAAAUUCUAAGCGUAGUUUAGGGGCGGGUUUUUAUUUUUUGAUAAAUAAAUAAGCCAGGCGCAUUUCAUUCAGGGACAAAGACCAUUUAAGUACUUUUAUAUGAAACACAUAUAUAUGUUAUAUGUACAUAAAUACUAUUAGACAUGCAUAUCAGCGAUUAGUCAAUCAAACAGUCAGUUGCAAAUACAAACAAACAAACAUACAAACAUACAUACAUAUAAACACAUAUAGA